GUGUAGGUUGUUGAGAGCCCAAACUCUCUAUCAAAUUAUCUUCAAAAUUGGUAUUCUUCUUGUACGGUACUUGCUAAUAGUUGCAAAAUACAGAGCAUUUACAAAUUGGAGGAAGGUAUCCCUAUAAAUGGAGAUAAGUAUGGUACAGAAUUUUUAUAGUUCGAAAAGUACUUCUAAUAUACAGACAGAUUACACGGGAGAAAAUAUUAAUAAAAUGAGCUCCGCUAGGUUCAUCAAAUGUGUGACCGUAGGCGAUGGCGCGGUAGGGAAGACGUGCAUGUUGAUUUCCUACACUAGCAACACUUUCCCCACGGAUUAUGUUCCAACUGUGUUUGACAACUUCAGUGCUAACGUUGCGGUGGGUGGUAGCGUAGUGAAUCUUGGCCUGUGGGAUACUGCAGGACAAGAAGAUUACAACAGGCUUAGGCCUCUCAGUUACAGAGGAGCUGAUGUGUUUCUCUUGGCUUUCUCUCUAGUUAGCAAGGCUAGCUAUGAGAACAUCUACAAAAAGUGGAUCCCUGAGCUAAGACACUACGCCGCAGCUGUACCCAUUGUGCUGGUUGGAACCAAGCUUGACUUGAGAGAGGACAAGCAGUAUUUGAGAGAUCAUCCUAAUGCAACACCUAUAGCAACAUCCCAGGGAGAAGAAUUGGAAAAGAUGAUAGGUGCAGUUGCUUACAUUGAAUGUAGUUCCAAAACUCAGCAGGCAAGCACUCAUCCUUUUUUACAUAACAUUGUACCUUUUUUAAUAAAUGGGCCUCAAAUUUUAUUUCAUAGUUUACAUCGUCGAAAGUUGUGUUACGUGUAAUUUUUAUUUUUAAGCGCUAGUAGAUAAUUUAAGGAUCGCAUUUUAUGAAAAAGUGUGGUACAAAAGUUAUAAUCUCUUACUUUUCAACAGCUGAAAUGUAAUUAUCCCAAAUGCAGGCCCAUAUGAAAUCGACUACUGCUAUUUUCGAUCAGUGUUUAUGGUUUAAAACUACUACUGUAUUGUGCAUAAUUACUAAAUUAAUUAAUUUCAAAGACAGUCAAUAUUAUUGUUUGUUGAACAUUUUUAGAAUUUUUGUCAAAUUUUUUACAAAUUAAUCAUUCAUCGAAAUCAAGAAAGCAUACAAAUAUGGUGACAUGAAGUUGAAAAAUUCAAAUCAAACAAUCCUAAGGACACCAAAGAAAUCUCUUUCGAAAUAUUUUCUUUUGUCUUUAGCAAACUCUUUUCUUCUUCUUCUUUUUUUUUUUCACUUUUGAUCAUAAUUGCAUUUGUCUUUUAAACUCUGCUAGCCAGGACGAAUGAUUAAUCAAAACCAUUUGAUGCGAGUCUAACAAAUUAAAUGUCACAUAGUCCAAUAUUAAAGAUAAUAAACCUAAAUUUAGGCGAGGGUGCGGCGCUAAAUCUCUAAUUUGAUUUACAGUUUUCUUCUUUUGGCAUUUCAGAACGUGAAGGUGGUAUUUGAUACUGCAAUAAAGGUUGCUUUGCGCCCACAAAAACUGAAGAAAAAGCCACCCAGGCCGAGGCCAUGCACAUUUCUUUGAAUCGACACUCUUGCCUUGAUUAAUAAUACAAUAACAUAUAGGAAUUGAUUUCUACACUCCCCUUUUUACCAUAUACACUCUCUUUUUGGUCUUUAUUUGGUGUGAAUUUACUCUAUUGCCCCUUAGUGUGUAAAAAAUUGAACUUGUGAAAAGGUAAAAAGGUAAAUUCACAUGAAUAAAGACAAAAAAAAAAAAGGGAAUGUAUAUGGUAAAAAAGGGAGUGUGGAAAUCAAUUCCCAAAUAUAUCUAUCCAAAUUUUUCAAUAUUGUCACGGUUAUUGCGCUUUCCGAUUCUUGUAAUCACAAAAUUUCAAUUUAAUCUGUGCAUAAUCUUUAGAGGUGUUGGAGUUAUGUUUUUUUGGUUGAGCUUUAACAAUUGGAACAAGUGAAAUGUUGUUUUGCUA
This is a messenger RNA of Rhododendron vialii, 1930 nucleotides long. Its product is annotated as rac-like GTP-binding protein RAC13. The transcript is spliced from 6 exons. Gene Ontology annotation, molecular function: GTP binding; protein kinase binding; GTPase activity. The record is from RefSeq and is a predicted model, not a curated record. Gene Ontology annotation, biological process: small GTPase-mediated signal transduction; actin filament organization; establishment or maintenance of cell polarity. Bases 128 to 808 code for a protein of 226 amino acids. Gene Ontology annotation, cellular component: nucleus; cytoplasmic vesicle; cell cortex. NCBI's taxonomy places the organism in Eukaryota, Viridiplantae, Streptophyta, Magnoliopsida, Ericales, Ericaceae.